AUGAAGUGCUUCAAAGAUCUGAACGAAAAACACGUUAAAAUCCUAAAAGAGGUGGAAAAGAACGCCAGAAACGUAAAACAGGAUGUUUAUUUGCGCGAUUUGCUGAAGGAAAGAAUGAUAAUAUACGACAAGAAGUAUGUUCUAACAUACAAGGGAUACGAUCACUUGGCACUAGCACAUUUCAAGAAAAAAGGACUGUCCCGGAUUGUUGACCAGAUCGACAUCGGAAAAGAAAGCGACAUCUAUCUGGGCGAGAUGAAUGGUUCGCUUGUGGCUGUCAAAAUGUAUCGAAUCGGUCGGACAUCGUACCGGAAAACAGAAAACCGGGACAAUAUAAAGAUGGACAUGUACAAGCGUAGUAUGAUGUACUGCCAGAGAGAGUACAAGAUAUUAAGAUCGUUGACAAGCGAGAACAUCGCUGUACCUGUGGGCUGCAAUAGACACGUUUUGAUCACACGGUACUAUGACUGCAAGCCGUUGGUGAAAACUCGAUUGGAUGACCUUGAUUAUUUUUACAACAAGCUAAUGGACUUGGUAGUUGAACUAUAUUCAAUGGGAUAUGUGCACGGUGAUUUUAAUGAGUACAAUGUGCUGAUAAAAGAGAAGCAAAUAAUUAUGGUGGAUUUUCCUCAGUGUAUACCCGUUACUGAUCCACGAGCUGGCGAAUACCUGCGAAGGGAUGUUCAGUGCGUAAAGGAGUAUUUUGAACGAAAGUACAGGUACGUGAACGAGCGAGAUGCGGUGAAUGAAAUUGCUGCCGGCCGUGACUGAUAGAGGAGGGUAUUUCACAGAUAGAAACAUCCAAUGCAAACAAAACCGUGCGUUUGAAACGAGGAACUCCCGUGGUAUUAAAAACUUUUU
This is a messenger RNA of Vavraia culicis subsp. floridensis, 861 nucleotides long. RefSeq names its product atypical/RIO/RIO2 protein kinase. Gene Ontology annotation, cellular component: preribosome, small subunit precursor; cytosol. The coding region runs from base 1 to 771 and encodes 256 amino acids. The transcript has a single exon. The record is from RefSeq and is a predicted model, not a curated record. Gene Ontology annotation, biological process: maturation of SSU-rRNA. NCBI's taxonomy places the organism in Eukaryota, Fungi, Microsporidia, Pleistophoridae. Gene Ontology annotation, molecular function: protein serine/threonine kinase activity; ATP binding.